Molecule: messenger RNA, 2385 nt
Organism: Phycodurus eques (leafy seadragon)
Lineage: Eukaryota; Metazoa; Chordata; Actinopteri; Syngnathiformes; Syngnathidae
Gene: tmem237b
Product: transmembrane protein 237b
Exons: 12
Coding region: 250-1482 (410 amino acids)
Biological process (GO): cilium assembly
Cellular component (GO): ciliary transition zone
Source: RefSeq, a predicted model, not a curated record
UUGGAGGUGAGCUGUUCUGCUGCCCCAGAUCAGUCACGGCCACCACAUUAUUAUUAAGUAAAAAGAUCAAAAUUACAUUUGACCAGAGAUCUCUUGUACUACAGUAGUUACUUCUUUUACCAUACACUAAUCCACCCACACACACUCAGAGUAUCAAAGGCUUUGACCUGUGCCCUGAGUAAUCCUUACUCCUGGCAGAUGCUUGACCACAGAUUUAGCAUUUAGCAGAGGAUUUAACAACAGGACGUAAUGUACAGCUUCACUCGACUCUUGCUGAUUCUGUGUGGAAUGCCCAGAAAGACACCGCGAGGACAAAGGGCUCUUCCCACAGUGCCAAGUGAAGAUGCAGCUGUGCCAAAACACAAGAAGAAGAGGGUGAAAAAGCAGGCUAGCGAAGCACUUGACACAGACGAUCAGGGAAUGGAGAUGGAUGGCCUGGGCAGCAGAAGGACCUCUCAGAUCGGUGACCAUCUUUCACUUGAAACUGCGACAGAUGCACUCCCUCAGAGGAAGAAAAAGAAGAAAAAGACAGCAACUAUAGAUGACCAAGCUGACCUGGUGAAUGGGGUCGCAGUGGAUCAGACCACUGAUGAAGAACUGGUUAAAAAAAGCAAAAAGAAAAAGAAAUCAAAAGUUGUGGAAUCGUCACUUCCUGAUGAACUGGAUGUAGAGGAGGAUGACAUUAUCACUGACAUGGCAUCUCAUAUACAACAACAUUCCCUGUUCUCUGCCCCACAAGGACAGAGUCAGCCAGUCGGAAAGGUCUUCAUAGAGCGGAACAAGCGCUUCCAGGCAGCAGAGCGGUCAAACUGGAGGAAGACUAGUGACCAGAUGGAAAACCUCAACGACUUCCAGCCCAUGCAGCCUCGCUGGACCACCAGAGAUGUUUCUAUCAGGGUGCAUGAGAGCUUCAGGAUUUUCGCUCUUUACUGUCACGGCUUCCUGGCAGGAUUUGCAGUAUGGAACAUAGUUGUGGUGUUCGUGUUAGCUGGGCAGCACCUCACAGCUUUGUCCAACCUACUGGAGCAAUACAACUGCCUGGCUUACCCAUCACAGUGUCUGUUUUACAUGCUGCUGGCCAUCAGCACCGUGGCUGCUUUUGACAGAGUCAACCUAGCCAAGAGCUCCAUGGCGCUGCAGGAGUUGAUCACACUGGAACCAGUGGCUCUCGCUUCAUUUUUGUAUUUCUUAGCGUUGGUGCUCUCCCUCAGCCAACAGAUGACAAGUGAUCGCAUCAACUUCUACCCAGACACCAAUGCGACAUUAUGGUUAUCGGGUUCGGAGCAUCAAAUUCUCCAGUCUUGGGUGAGAGUCAACCUUGUGGUGGCACUGUUGGUGGGCCUGGCCUGGAUCUUCAUCGCCAUCCGACCUGAGACGGAUUAUACUGGAAGUGAGAGAUUGAGGAGAUCCAGUAAUAAUAUUAUAUGGAUUUGUCUUACUCUCUUUCUUUUCCUCAGGUUAUCUGAUUACCAUGCAAAUUGAGCCCCACCAGAAAGAUGACAAAUCAGAAAUGAGCGCCUGACUAUCACAGACUGAUACUAUACACCUGUCAUUUUUGCACGUUUUUGCUCUGUAUUGAUACAAAUCUGAAUGUAUUGUGCAUUUUUUUGUAUCCUUCAUUUGUAAAUGUGCUCGUCUUUUGAAUAUACUUUACAAUUUCAUCCAUUAAAGCUUUCUGCAUUCAAGGAGUAGGUCGAUAUAUGGUUUUACUUCCUCCUAUUAUUUUUUGAACAUGCAAACUGUGCCGAACGAAGAUAUCUUUUGUACGGUGGAUUUGAAACGUCUGUAAUUAAAGUGUUGCCUAUUGGUAGGGAUACGUCAGUGGUUCAGCCAUAUUGAAUGUGUCAGUUUUACUUGUAUCGAGUGGCACACACACUAGAAUCACACACCCUGGAUCUCAGUUUAUCAAGGUUUAAUUCUCUGGGCGUGGAAUUAGCCCCUCCUUGGGGGCACCCGGGAGAUGGCCUUUCCUCAUGACCAUAUUUCCCUGCUGGUGUCUCUACUCUCGUCAAUCUUCCCCCUCCCUGGGGCCCUUUGCUGUGAUAAUGAAAAACAGUUCUCUUUGAAGACCUGGCCCCGGUUGUAAACCUCAGACAGGUUUCUGUCAAGGACGAGCAGGAAACCCCAAUAUCCAUAUAACUGGUUUAAGGAUGUCCUUUGAUGUAGAAGUACAAAGAGAAGAUAGUUGGAGUGAAUACAGGUCUCCCACCAUUUGUCCUGUGCAAAGGAACUCUGAUUGUGUUACUAUUAAAAUAUACUACAGUUUGUUUUGUUGCCCUUAAAAUAAUUUGUUUUCCAAUUGAUGUGUACAAGUUAUAGUAUAUGUAUAUCCUUCUGACUACCAGAGGAAAAAAAAUAUCCAAUCACCAUUUUUUUUUUUAUGUA